CAAAGAAUAAAAUCGCCGCAGAACUGCUCAGAGACCUGAUCAGGCUAGGAGCGACAGCGACUUCUCUUGCCAUGGCGCCUUUACAAUAUCGACGUUCUGUCCCCAAGGAUCGAUUCUCGACCCUGUUCGGCGCCCUCAGGACCCAAACGUACCACGACCCCGCGACAAGAGGCCCUGGCUCGCAUGCUGUCCGUACAUUAGCUUGGAGUCCAACAGGCACAUUCAUUGCAACAGGCUCCGUGGAUCGGACAUUGCGGAUAUGGAACCCGGAAAAGGCAAAUGUCAAGUACAGCACCGACUUGCGCGGCCACAGCGGCACGGUCGAGCGAGUCGCAUGGAAUCCCGUAAGGGAAGCAGAGCUUGCCAGCGUGAGCGCUGAUGGUACUGUACGAUUCUGGGAUGUGCGCAGCAAGACUUCUGUCGGAGAGGCCAAGAUUGGCGGCGAAGGAUUUUCGAUCGCAUGGGCGCCGGACGGCUCCGAAGUUAUUGUCGGGAGAAAGGAUGAUAUGCUUGUGCCCAUUUCCCUCGCCACUGGCAAGCCCAGUCAACAGCAAGCGGGGAUCCAACAGGACGUGCAGACGAACCAGACUACGUUUUCGCAUACCGGGCAAGAAUUGCUUCUCACCACGGGCGAAGGCAAAGUGAAGAUACUCGAUUACCCGUCUCUGUCUCCACUUCACACACUGAAUGCGCACACGGCAGCGUGUCUGGCGCUGGAAUUGUGCCCACGAGGAAAAUAUCUCGCCGUAGGAAGCUCCGAUGCAUUGGUCACUCUGUGGGAUACGCAAGACUGGGUUUGCAAGCAUAGUUUAGGCGCAAUGGUGGGCGCGGUGCGCAGCGUCGGGUUCAGCUUCGACGGCAGCUUCAUCGUUGGCGGUAGCGACGAGGGGACCGGUCUCGAGAUUGCACACGUCGAAACGGGCGAAUACGUACACACUGUACAGACCGCGCAUCCCGCGCCUUGCGUCGCAUGGCAUCCGUCGCGGUACUGGCUGGCCUAUUCGGGCGAUCCAGUCGGUUUGAAGAUUGUCGGAGCUGCCGGGGGGAGCUUAUAA
Xylona heveae TC161 is the source of this 1055-nucleotide messenger RNA. Its product is annotated as WD40 repeat-like protein. NCBI's taxonomy places the organism in Eukaryota, Fungi, Ascomycota, Xylonomycetes, Xylonales, Xylonaceae. The transcript has 3 exons. The coding region runs from base 72 to 1055 and encodes 327 amino acids. Gene Ontology annotation, cellular component: THO complex part of transcription export complex. Gene Ontology annotation, molecular function: protein binding. The record is from RefSeq and is a predicted model, not a curated record. Gene Ontology annotation, biological process: mRNA export from nucleus.